This is a messenger RNA of Recurvomyces mirabilis, 1194 nucleotides long. RefSeq names its product Zn finger-containing GTPase- Activating Protein for ARF (gene GCS1). The transcript is spliced from 2 exons. Gene Ontology annotation, cellular component: Golgi membrane. Gene Ontology annotation, biological process: regulation of endocytosis; regulation of ARF protein signal transduction. NCBI's taxonomy places the organism in Eukaryota, Fungi, Ascomycota, Dothideomycetes, Mycosphaerellales, Teratosphaeriaceae. Bases 1 to 1194 code for a protein of 397 amino acids. Gene Ontology annotation, molecular function: GTPase activator activity. The record is from RefSeq and is a predicted model, not a curated record.
AUGGGUAUACCUCAUAUCACCCUCUCUGUCUCUCACACGUACAUCUAUAGUAACACGAUCAUCCAGAUCAGCCCCAAAUUCGGCAUCUUCUUCUGUCUCGCCUGUUCGGGCAUCCACCGCGGUCUCGGCGUGCACAUCUCCUUUGUCCGCAGCGCAACAAUGGACGCCCUCAAGACGGGUGAAGUCAAGAAGAUGGAAUUGGGUGGCAAUAAACCUUGGAAGGACUUCUUCGAUGCACAUAGUAGUAAUCAACUUAGUGGGAGGGACUUUGAAGCUUGCACGAUAAGCGAACGAUAUGAUAGUGAAGCGGGCGAGGAAUGGAAGGAACGAUUGAGUGCUAAGGUCGAAGGGAGGGAGUUUGUCCCUGGUUCUAUCGCGCCGAAAGCCAAGACCGCACCCCGAACGCCGACGGUGGAGGAUGCAUCGAAUACCCCUUCUGGCUCGGGAAGGAACACCCCGCUCUCCCGCAUCACAUCGCCACCCCAACGCACAUCUACUCCGGGCCAAAAAGUCCAGAACGAGGCCUUCUUCGCCCGCAAAGGCGCCGAGAACGAUUCUCGACCGGACCACCUCGCUCCCAAUCAAGGAGGGAAAUAUGGUGGCUUUGGCUCUGGUGGUGCUCCGACACAACCUAGUGGUGCACAACGAAGCGUCCCCACAGCCGACGACUUCCAAAAGGAUCCCAUGGCCGCCCUGACGAAAGGGUUCGGAUGGCUGAGUUCGACGGCUGCGAAUCUCAACCAGACUGUCAUCCAGCCUGGAGUGAAAUCUUUGCAGGAUGGUGAGUUUGCGGCUCAAGCCCAGAAAUUGGGCACGCAGACUUUCUCCAGUCUACAGCAGGGGACUAAGGGCAUCGGGGAGCAGUUUAAUCGGUUCGUGGAUCCGGAAGUGAGUCAUUCUGCCUCUUCUACUUCGGCUUCUGGGACUGGGACAGGUACUGGUGUUGGUGGGAUGGGAGGUAGUAGGGCAGUAGUGGCAGCGCCGGAGAAACAGGAUUUCUGGGAUUCUUUCGGGGCGGCUCCCGCGGGCCCGCCGAGGGAGAAGAGGGAGUUUUGGGAUGAUUUUGGUUCGGUGGCGGAGCAAAAGGUAGCUUCUAAGGGAGCGGGUGGGAGUGGGAGUCUUGGGACUAAUGCUUUGAGGAAUGGUGGUGAGGGGAAGAAGGAGGGUGAGGCUUCUGGGUGGAAGGAUUGGUGA